Messenger RNA from Pygocentrus nattereri (red-bellied piranha), 2811 nucleotides. RefSeq names its product ring finger protein 165a (gene ark2ca). The record is from RefSeq and is a predicted model, not a curated record. The transcript has 8 exons. Lineage: Eukaryota; Metazoa; Chordata; Actinopteri; Characiformes; Serrasalmidae. Bases 78 to 1043 code for a protein of 321 amino acids. Gene Ontology annotation, molecular function: zinc ion binding; ubiquitin protein ligase activity.
UCUUUGUGUGCGAGGCAGCGGCGUCUCGGCCGCAGCGCUGUAGGUUAACCUAACGGUUCCGCGGAGGCGACGCGUCCAUGGGCAGUACCGCCGACAAAGGAGCCAGGAUGGUGUUAGUUCAUGUCGGAUAUCUGGUUCUCCCCGUGUUCGGUUCAGUAAGAAGCAGAGGAGCACAUUUCAGCCGGCACCAGCAUAGCCAUGCUACCUCCUGCCGCCAUUUCCACUUGGCUGCUACGGCAACGCCCCUGCCUGCAGAGUUCCCGCCCACUCCACUGGCUCCGCCACAGUAUCAGGAGGUUCCGCCCACUUUCCUACCUCAGGCCUUACAGCAGCAAUACCUCAUACAGCAGCAGCUACUGCAGCGCAGACGCACGCAGGAACGUGUUCCACUGAACGCGCACCGGAUACGCCCCGGAUACGAUUACUCUCCGCCCCUCCACAUCCCACAGCCAAUCACACAGCAGCCCAGAUACCUGGCAGAGGGCACGGACUGGGAUCUGAGUGUCGACGCUGGUUUAUCUCAUCAGUAUCAACUGCAGCAGAUCCCUCAGCCCUACCAGCAUUACUUAGCUUCUCCCAGAAUGCACCACUUCCCCCGGAACACCUCCUCCACACAAGUGGUUGUCCAUGAAGUGAGGAACUAUCCGUAUCCUCAGCUCCACCUGCUGGCGCUGCAGAGUCUGAGCCCCAACCGGCACGCUUCUGCUGUACGAGAGAGCUACGAGGAGCUGCUUCAGUUGGAGGAUCGGUUGGGCAGUGUAAGCCGAGGGGCCAUCCAGACCACCAUUGAGAGAUUCACCUUCCCUCACAAGUACAAGAAGCGGAAGCCAGUGGAGAUGAAGCUGUGUGAAGAUGAGGAAGAGUCCGACGUUGAUGAGAAAUGCACCAUCUGUCUGUCCAUGCUGGAAGACGGCGAGGACGUCAGGCGGUUGCCCUGCAUGCACCUCUUCCAUCAGGCGUGCGUGGACCAGUGGUUGGCCACCAGCAGAAAGUGUCCCAUCUGCAGAGUGGACAUCCAAACACAGCUCUCACCUGACAGCUGAAACACAAACACACACACACACACAUAAACACACACCUCAUGUCAGUAGUGUUAACACAGGUACUUUAGACUCGAUGCUGAGACAUUUGUUCUACAUUCACUGCAUCAGAGCUAAAAUACAUACACACACACACACACACACACACACACACACACACACACACACACACACAUUACUGGUAUACACUCUAUAUGUACUGCACUGUGCAAAAGCCACAGACCACCUUCAUUUAUUUCUCAUCCAAAAGAGAAAUAAAGAACAAGGUAUUUAUUGUUUACCUUUGUUACAGCUUCGUUCUUUUCAGGAGAUUCGAGUUUAGUCUUAGAAGCUGGUUGAUCAUUUUCUGCUUCUCACAAUGCAAAUAAACCCAGUUACACCUGUGGAUGUUCAGAUGUGGAGCAGGAGUGGAGCUCGAUUUCCUCCUCUCUCUCAAAGCUUUAAGUGCUGUUUAUCUCCUGAAAAAUCAAUAGCUUGUACUUCACAUUAGCUUGUGAAUAGCUUGUACCAUUUUGACCGGAAAUGCAAUAAAUGAAGGGGUGGUCUCGGAAUUUUGCGCAGUACCGUACACACAGUCUCAGCAGGGAUGGGUUAAUUAAUUGUCGGCCCCCUGGGCAUGGGACUCCGCAGGGCCUCCCCUCAGCACCAGCCUGACUGGCUACAGAAAUCCAUUUCAAAUUCCGGGACUGUAUUUUUACUGGCUUGUGUUGUGCUAAAGGGGAGUUCCACCCAUUUUUCAAAAUGCUGAAGUGUAAAGUGUCAUUUAAAGUGCUUUUGGUGUGAAGUUGUUCAUUCUAGAGAAACGUGCAGAUUUCCUUACAGUGGCGCUGAAAGGAACCAGAGCUCGCCAUGUCAACACGCUUAAAAAUUUGGUUCUUUAAGGCUUCUUUAUUAAAGUUGGUGGCUCUAUUUAGAACCAUGAGUUCUAUAUAGAACCAUUUGGGUGCUUAAAUGGUUCUUUGGAUGGUGAAAUAGCACCAACGAGGGUUCUACUGCUGUUAAGAUGUCAAGCUUGUAAGUAUAGCAGAAUAUAUAGAACCAUUUUCAAAAAGGUUCUAUAUAGAACCAUAUACAACACAUUCUUCAGUCGAUCUGAAGAACAAUUUCACCAGAAAUUCUGAAUAGAUCUCGUGGCACUCAUUUAUGACCAUUUCAUGCAUUAACGGUCUGUGAGGGAGCUUUUAGAGGUGGACGUCUGGUUCCUAUCCCCACCACUGUGAACAGCAGUGAAGUUUGUUUACAUUUUAACCUUUUAAUUAUGCAUAUUUAUGCAAAAAGUCUGUAAUAAAUCUGUGCUGAGUGCCCCCUAGUGGCCGUGGCCCAGUAGGCCUGAUUAACAAUCCAUCCUUGAAUCUCAGUCAUGUGCAGCGCACACACACACACACACACACACACACUCAUCAUUUCAGUGAGCCAUCCUACACACACUUGCUUUACUGAGCCAAUCAGACUCUUACACUGCUCUCACACACACACACACACACACACUGUAGGGGCACACUUAAGGCUUUUUAUUGAUCAAUGUGAGGAUGAUGUUAAUAGGGGACUGCUCUGUGUGUGUGUGUGUGUGUGUGUGUGUGUGUGUAUUGGUAGCAUCAGUGUGUGUUUGUGCAAUCCUGAAGCCAUGCCCUGAGCUUGUAGCCACACACACAUACAGUUAUCUCCAUAAACAUGAGUGUGUGACUUGGUGUGUGUGUGUGUGUGUGUGUGUGUGUGCGUUUACAUGUCAAGGGUCGUAGAAGAUAUCUAGCACUAACGUUCUUGUAGAAAA